CUGCCUGAUUUGUGGGCAAUGUUGGGGAUGUAGAAAAAAAGGAAACCGGAGCAAAGAGAGCGCAAGGGAGAAAUAGGGAGACAACACUAACUGGGUAGCUAUGGAGAUAGUAGGUUUUCCUGGUAGCUUUCUUUGACAGAUGUCGAGUGGGAUAAAAUAAAGUAUCAGAACAGCCUCCAAGAUGUACGGCAAGGGUAAAGGAGCUGUGGUGCCCUCCGAUAGCCAAGCAAGAGAAAAGUUAGCGUUAUAUGUGUAUGAGUACCUGCUACAUGUGGGAGCACAGAAGUCCGCACAGACCUUCCUGUCUGAGAUUCGAUGGGAGAAGAAUAUUACAUUAGGGGAGCCUCCCGGAUUCCUGCAUUCGUGGUGGUGUGUAUUCUGGGACUUGUAUUGUGCAGCUCCAGACCGAAGGGAGACAUGCGAACACUCCAGCGAGGCCAAGGCCUUCCAUGACUACAGCGCAGCGGCAGCACCCAGCCCGGUGAUGGGCAACAUGCCCCCCAAUGACGCCAUGCCAGGUGGUCCCAUGCCUCCAGGCUUCUUCCAGGGACCACCCGGCUCUCAGCAGUCCCCCCACGCACAGCCCCCCCCACACAACCCCAGCAACCCCAUGAUGGGACCCCACGGCCAGCCCUUCAUGUCACCGCGGUAUCCAGGCGGACCCCGCCCCUCACUUCGAAUGCCAAAUCAGCCUCCAGGGGGAAUCCCUGGAUCUCAGCCUCUCCUGCCAAACAGUUUAGACCCGACAAGACCGCAAGGACAUCCUAACAUGGGUGGACCAAUGAGGAUGAAUCCUCCUCGAGGAAUGGCCAUGGGCCCACAGAACUAUGGAGGUAUGAGGCCUCCUCCCAACUCCAUGGGCGGCCCCAUGCCAGGAAUGAACAUGGGUCCUGGAGGAAGAGGGCCUUGGCCAGGACCUAAUGCCAACUCUAUAGCUUACUCCUCCUCAUCUCCAGGAAACUACGUGGGUCCUCCAGGUGGAGGAGGUCCACCUGGAACUCCCAUCAUGCCCAGCCCAGGUGACUCAACUAACUCCAGUGAAAACAUCUACACAAUGAUGAACCCCAUAGGACCAGGAGGCAACAGGCCCAAUUUCCCUAUGGGACCUGGGCCUGAUGGGCCAAUGGGAGCUAUGGGAGCCAUGGAGCCACACCACAUGAAUGGAUCACUAGGGUCUGGGGAUAUGGACGGGUUGCCAAAGAGUUCCCCAAAUAACAUGGGGGGCAUGAACAACCCUCCUGGAACGCCGAGAGAUGACGGUGAAAUGGGCGGAAACUUCUUGAACCCAUUCCAAAGCGAAAGUUAUUCACCCAACAUGACGAUGAGUGUGUGAUUUUAUUCUCCUCUUUUUUUGUACUUUUAUUUCCCCUUCCCUAUUUUUGACUCUAUACACCUGAUCUUUUUUUGUUCGAUUCAAUCCUGAUUUCACCUUGGAUUUGACCGCCUCCCCUCCUCUCACACACACACACACAUCCUCUGCCCUCUAAAUCCUCCACACGGGAUCCGCCUCGUCCCCCUCCCUCUUUUUGCACCCUCUCAUUCGGGACCCUGCGGCCACGCAGCCCUCUGGGACGGCCCUUGAGCAUGCUGGGACUCUAAUUAAAACGGGCCCUCCUGGGGCGUGCAAGAUGGCCGCUGCUCUGAACAGGAAGCAGUCACAGAGCAACAGGAAGGGCCUCCUCUCUGACUCCAGCCCUGGGCUCCCUGGCUUCCUGUCAGGUUCUAGACAAUGAGCGAGGGACGGAGGACAAAACGGGGAGAAAGGUGUUGAGGAGACUGAUAUCACAGCCCUCCCUUGUGCUGGAUCUUUUAAAGCAGCUGCCUGGAAGCUUCAUAACCACAACUUUGGACUUUUUACUAAGUAUUUUUGUCAUUUUUUUGUUCCCUGAUGGAUUCAGUUGUGGGUCGGAAAGACAACUCCUUUCCCCUCCAUGUUGUUCUCUUUGCGUGUACAUUUUUUUGAACAGAGGUGUUGUGAUGAUCAGUGAACUUUUAUUAUUUUUUCCAUUUUUUGUGUAUGUAUUGUAUCAUUGCUAUUUUUAUUAUUGUAUUAUUGUUAUUAAUGAAAUGACCAUUUAAGUUUAGGUUCUAAUUUGUGUUGUUUUAAGGGCACAUUGUAAUGAUGAAGACAGAGUAUGUGCAGACAAAACUAGCUGUCAUUUGACCCCAUGUGACCACACUGCCCCCUGCUGGUGACCCAUCAUGGUACUAACUGAGGUCGUUUAUCUUUUCACGGUUUUCAACCAGUUUAAAUUUAAAUCUUCCAAACUAGAAACAAAGAAGCAGCUCUGCUUUCGUAGCUCCUCUGCAGUGGUAUGCACAGCUCUAUUUAUUUAUGUACUUUAAAUUUGUUUAAAGACACAUUGUUCUCAUUGUUACUGUUUUUUAUGUUUUCCCUGUUUUUUUUAAAUGGCAGAACCAGUAGCAAGUGUGUAAAUAUGCAGAUCCAGUCAGCAGCACCUCCUCCUCCUUUUGACCCCACCUUAUGCUGCUUCAACCACGGCCGCCCUCUUAGUUCACUCCGAUGUGUAGUUAGACGAUGUUUACAAUCUCUGCUGACCUUAAAUGAACUCUUGGAUUGUCUUUAAGAAGUCCUCAACACACUGUGAUGUAUGUCUGUGCUUUAUGGAAACUUUUCUUUCACACACCAGUCAGUUCAGCUUCCAGACUUUCCUGCAGCGGUUGCUUCUAGAGAUGGACUUCAGGCUCUCUUCGGAGCAGGACAGGAAGUGGUGUGGUGUUGCUCUGUUGACUGUGACCUCCCUCUCUACUCACCAUCAAGAAGCCCUUCAUUUUCUUGCCUCUCAGACAGGCCGGGAUCUAAUCACACAACCCUCACUGAUUAUUUUUUUUUCUUUUGUACAAGCAUCCAUCUUUUGAUUUUCUUUUGUAAAUACUGUAAAAUGCAUUUUGAUAUCAUUGACAUGUUUUGAUAUUUUCAGAUCACAACAACAGUUGAUCAGAAAGUGUGCAGAUUUGGGGAAACUGUGAGUAACUGUGCAGAAAUGGUGUGUCUUUAACUCAGAAAUGAUAUAAAUGAUGAAAAACGCAUACUGGAGCUACUAUAGAUUAUAAUUACGCUUUUCUUCUCAUCAAAAAGAAAGAGGGUGGGGGGCUUAAUUGUGUAAAGAAGAGGAUGAGGCAGGGAUAAGUGUUUUUGAAAGUGUUUUAGCUAACUCGCUGUCACAUAUUUCCUUAAAUUCAUAUACUGUAAAAUCUGGAGUAUAGGACACACUGGUAUAUAUGCCACAGUUGCUGCCAGGAGGUUGCAGUGUCUUCCUGUGUGAUGAUUUCUAUUGUCUGUUUGUUGCUCAUUUAGUACCAUCUGUUUUUGCACCUAAGGGGCUUUCACAUUAGAGUCCCGGCCCCGUAUCAAAGUACAUUGAGCCCAAAGUUGGGUUAGUUUUGGUCGGUGUGAAUGCAAACAAACCACGCUCAGGAACAGGGCCCGGAGCCAGUUCUCAGGCAGUCUCAGGCUCGAUUCAAGUGGACUCAGUUUGAUUGAGACCUGAAUGCAAUCGUGCCCAAAUACAGGAUCAAGGCUACGUUCACUCUGCAGGUAAAAGUGACCCAAAUCUGAUUCUUUUCUGACAGUGUGAGCAGUACAAGUCACAUGGAAUCUGAUGUCUUCGAAUCAGAUCCAGACCACUUUGGCUACAUUCACACUGCAGGCCUUAACGCUCAUUUCUGAUCUUUUCGCAGAUUUUUUUUUUUUUGUUUGGCUGCUCACACUGAGGUUAAAUUAAAAAAGAUCAGAUAUGUAUCUGAUUUAGAACCACAUGUGAAGGUGGCCUGAAUCUGAUAUGAAAAGAUCAGAUUCAUUGUGACUGUGUGCUGUUCCCACUGCUAGAAAGAAAUCAGAUAUUGGUAACUUUUCACUGCAGUGUGAACAUAGCAUUUCAUAUGUGGCUCUAAAUCAAAUAUGUUUCUGAUCUUUUGGAAUUUGACUGCAGAUCAAAUGUUUAGAUACGAAGAGAGACUUAACUGACACCUAGAAAAAUGAUUCUAAAAACAUUCAUUAUCUUCCUUGGUGGAUUUGCAAACCAGCCACAUGCAUACCACCACCCGCUGUAUCAGAAUGACUGCAUAGGCAAGUGGUCCCGGGCACAGAUCAAACUUGUUAAUGUAAAAGCAAGCCAGUGGGAAUGGAGGGAAGUGGUAGGAACCGGGCCAAAUGUGAAAGCACCCAGCAAGUCGCUCUACCCACCUCCGCUGGUCACUUAUCUUUAACUGAGAAGUUUUUAAAAUCAAACCAUGACUCCACAAGGUUUAUUUCAAUAACGGAAUACCUCUUUUUACUCUACAUGCAGGAUUAUGGCCUAAUGAGGGAGAAAACAUGAAUAAAUAGCACCAACCUCAUCAGCUUAGUCAUUGCUUUAUAUUACAGCAUGCUGUGGGCCGUGAAGCAGCUGCUUGCAAUAUUCAAUGAAAGGGGGCAAAUUUUCACUGCAUCAGGUGGUAUGCAGUGUGCAACAGUGGCUGCACUUGAGGCAUGUCUCAGCACUAGUUUAUCAGUUGCAGGAAAAUUUUGGGUGAAAAGACAGGCAUUUAAAGUGCAUCUUAUACUCCGGAUUUUACUGUAAAUUGAACAGGAUUCUUGACAGGGAGCCUCCCUCCUCUCUGGGAUCCUGACUAAUUUUGAGUAAGGUGGCCCGAAGGCUUAAAAAAAAAAAAAAACUCUGACACAUUUCUGCUCCCUCCGCUCCAUGGUCAACAAGCAGGGCAGUCUCUCAAUCUGACACACCAGGGACCAGAGAACAUACUUUACUAUGAAGGAUUUUUUAACUAUUUAAAACCGGUGGGAGAAAAGUUUUUGAGGAAGAAAAGAUUAAAAAAUGAUAACAGAUUUGUUCUUAUUGCGGUAGAGAGUGCAGGGACAGGCGUUUCUUUCCUUUUAUUUGAACAACUGUUGUAUAAAAUGCAGUCGAACUUCUCUCUAUCUUUCUGUCCUGUAAGUACAGCCGUCACGACGUUGAUCAUUUCUGUAUUUCUAUCGUGCUGAUGUAUAAUACUGUAACAUUCAGGGGAAGGGAGGGUAAAGAGGAAUCUUUUUGAGGGAAGUCGAGAGUUUUUCUGUUCAGUCCCUCACUUUUCCUCUUGAUGACAAAGCAGUAUUGAAUAUGAGGCAGUGUCCUUGGGGGGUUGCUUUGUAUCUCAUGUUAGGGUAGUUUCAGAUCCUAAAUGUCUCGUGUAGUUAAAAAAAGAAAAAAAAAAGAGGUUCCUUUGUAUGUUUCUUUAUAUUGUAAAGUUUCUUUAGACGAAAAAUGUUGCUUAUUGGAAAAGGUGGGAAAAUUGCAUUGAUAAUGUAAUUUUUAAAAUUUAUUUUGGUUUUCUUUGAAUUUUCAUCAAGUUGUCAGUCGUUUUUGCCUGUGUCCCCCUUGUUGUAGAUACAUAUUAAAAACAAUUAAAAUGACUUCACACCUUUUGCCAUGAAA
Molecule: messenger RNA, 5435 nt
Organism: Cheilinus undulatus (humphead wrasse)
Lineage: Eukaryota; Metazoa; Chordata; Actinopteri; Labriformes; Labridae
Product: single-stranded DNA-binding protein 3-like
Exons: 18
Coding region: 182-1333 (383 amino acids)
Biological process (GO): positive regulation of transcription by RNA polymerase II
Cellular component (GO): nucleus
Molecular function (GO): protein binding; single-stranded DNA binding
Source: RefSeq, a predicted model, not a curated record